Molecule: messenger RNA, 551 nt
Organism: Porites lobata
Lineage: Eukaryota; Metazoa; Cnidaria; Anthozoa; Scleractinia; Poritidae
Source: the annotation of a GenBank genome assembly
AUGUUUUCUUCAAGACGAAUGAAAACCAUCGAGGUUUUCAAAAAUGGUAGCCAGUUAUUUGUCAUGCCAAGCAUAUUGAACAGCUUUUCUUCUGAAGUUACACGAACUGCAACUGUCUUGUUCAUUGACAAUGUUCCCAAGAAAGGUUUUUGGGAAUGUGCUGUCGGAAAGUGUGGUCUCUGUUGUCAUGUUAUCGUUAUACUUCUACAGUUAGAACACUUCGCAACACAUAAAAAGCUGUUUUUGUCUUUGACCUGUACAGAGAAGCUUCAAAAGUGGCAUCGACCAAAUUUCAAGAAAGGGAAAGAGGUAAAAGCUAACUCGAAGGCUGCUUCUCAUAUCAGACUCAAAUAUUUUAGAAAUGCCAAAUCAGCAAGACAUGUGAAUCAAAGAAGAAAGUUGUAGCUAGAGAUGUAAGUGAUGAAAACAGUAACUGGCUGAAACGAGAUAUUUCCUCCAUGAGCUCUCAAGUAGUAGAUGGCCUGUCUAAAUGCAGAGUCAAUUUAUCAAAUCAUGUUCUUAAAACUCUAGAGAAAUUUGAAAUAAGAUAA